This is a messenger RNA of Andrographis paniculata, 1242 nucleotides long. Its product is annotated as ras-related protein RABH1b. The transcript is spliced from 6 exons. Gene Ontology annotation, molecular function: GTP binding; GTPase activity. Bases 189 to 815 code for a protein of 208 amino acids. Lineage: Eukaryota; Viridiplantae; Streptophyta; Magnoliopsida; Lamiales; Acanthaceae. The record is from RefSeq and is a predicted model, not a curated record.
UUGGUAAUUUGACGCGCAAGGGAGAAUAGUCUCUCCAUUUCGAACACAUCUGCGCGCAAACCUACAAAUACCACCGCGUCGGUGAAUUCUCCGUUCACUUUCCGGCGAGAUCCUGAUCUUUCUGAGGGGAAUAGGUGCAGUCGAUCCGAAUUCGGAGAUCCGGUGCGGUAAGUGACGAGAAUUGAUUAAUGGCGCCGGUUUCGGCUCUCGCGAAGUACAAAUUGGUGUUCUUGGGAGAUCAGUCGGUGGGGAAAACAAGUAUUAUUACUCGCUUCAUGUACGAUAAAUUCGACAAUACUUAUCAGGCUACAAUUGGUAUUGAUUUCCUGUCUAAGACCAUGUAUCUUGAAGAUCGAACUGUUCGAUUGCAGUUGUGGGAUACUGCUGGACAAGAACGAUUCAGGAGUCUAAUCCCCAGCUACAUAAGGGAUUCUUCUGUUGCUGUUAUAGUAUACGAUGUUGCAAGUCGCCAGUCCUUUCUUAAUACUACAAAAUGGAUUGAGGAAGUUCGCACUGAGAGAGGAAGCGACGUUAUUAUUGUGUUAGUUGGCAAUAAAACUGAUCUGGUGGAGAAAAGGCAAGUUUCGAUAGAGGAAGGAGAAGGAAAAGCCCGCGACCUUAAUGUCAUGUUCAUCGAAACUAGUGCCAAGGCUGGCUUUAAUAUUAAGCCACUAUUCCGGAAGAUCGCUGCUGCCUUACCUGGAAUGGAAACUCUAUCGUCGGCCAAGCAAGAGGGCAUGGUGGAUGUGAACCUCAAGUCAAGCAAUGCGGAUGCAUCCAAUUCCCAGCAGCAGUCGGGAGGCUGCGCCUGCUGAUUAACAAGCGUAAGACAUUUCACAUCCAUCGUUUGUGCAUUAACAUCUUGUGUCGGACGGAUGGACAGACAGACAGACGGACUGCAUUAUCAUAUCUGUAAAGCUCCUCCUCCUCCUUUGUUUGCCGUUUUGAUCGCUCUGAAUUUUUGUUUUGCGGCUUAUAGCUUAUCCUGAGUAUUCUGCGCCGCCUCCCGUCGGGUCAUAUUAGAACAUCAUAUUUUCGGUCCUUAGCAUAUUCUUCUUCUUCUAUGUUUUUCCUUGGUUGUGUGUGUAUCAUUUGUGCCUGCUUGCCCGUUCGCGUAAGACUAUCUAUCUAUCUAUCUAUAUGUAGUUUUUGAUGCUUUUGUCCUUAAGAACAUAAGAUAUGUGUUUCAUUUUUGGGGCUUUUCCUCAACUCAUGGAUUUAUUUUUAUGCUUUUAGCUCUCA